Myotis lucifugus (little brown bat) is the source of this 2681-nucleotide messenger RNA. RefSeq names its product lipase H (gene LIPH). Lineage: Eukaryota; Metazoa; Chordata; Mammalia; Chiroptera; Vespertilionidae. The record is from RefSeq and is a predicted model, not a curated record. The coding region runs from base 120 to 1475 and encodes 451 amino acids. Gene Ontology annotation, molecular function: carboxylic ester hydrolase activity; lipase activity. The transcript has 10 exons. Gene Ontology annotation, biological process: lipid metabolic process.
GCUGUCACCACACCUCUGGAUUAGUUAUCUGAGCUCUCUGAGCAAAGCCCUCAGUUGAAACUCUAAGGCUCUGGGAAGGAAAUCAUUCUUGUGACUGUGACACACUCUCCAGUCCCCAUAUGCUGAGAUUAUACUUCUUCAUCAGCUUGAUGUGCUUGGUGAGAUCAGACACAGAUGGAACAUGUCCUUCAUUCACCCGACUGAGCUUCCACAGUGCAGUGGUUGGUACGGGACUCCGGGUAAAGUUGAUGCUCUACACGAGAAGAGACCCGACCUGCGCACAAGUCAUCAACGCCACAGCUUUGGGGAACUUGAACGUGACCAAGAGAACCACCUUCAUUAUCCAUGGGUUCAGGCCAACAGGCUCCCCUCCCGUUUGGAUAGGGGACUUAGUAGAGGGUUUGCUCUUCAUAGAGGACAUGAACGUGAUUGUUGUUGAUUGGAAUCGAGGAGCUACAACGGUAUUAUACAACAAGGCUGCUGAUAAGACCAGAAAAGUAGCAACAGUCUUGAAGAAAUUUAUCGAUCACCUGUUGACAAAAGGAGCAUCUCUUGACGACAUUUACAUGAUUGGAGUAAGUCUAGGAGCCCACAUAUCUGGGUUUGUUGGAGAGGAGUACAAUGGGAAGCUGGGGAGAAUUACAGGCCUCGACCCUGCCGGCCCUUUAUUCAACGGGAAACCGCCCGAGGACAGAUUAGAUCCCAGCGAUGCACAGUUUGUUGACGUCAUCCAUUCCGACAUUGAUGCACUGGGCUACAAGGAACCAUUAGGAAACAUAGACUUCUAUCCAAAUGGAGGAUUGGAUCAACCUGGUUGCCCCAAAACAAUAUUUGGAGGAAUGCAGUACUUUAAAUGUGACCACCAGAAGUCCGUGUACCUGUACCUCUCUUCCCUGAGAGAGAACUGCACUGUCACUGCGUAUCCCUGCGACUCCUACCGGGAUUAUAGGAACGGCAAGUGUGUCAGCUGUGGCACACCACAAACGGAGUCCUGUCCACUUCUGGGCUAUUUUGCUGAUAAUUGGAAAGACUAUUUAACGGAGAAAGACCCUCCUAUGACUAAAGCAUACUUUGACACAGCUGAGGAGAAACCGUUCUGCAUAUAUCAUUACUUUGUGGAUAUUAUAACUUGGAACAAGAACAUAAGAAGAGGGUCCAUUACAAUCAAAUUGAAAGACAAAGCUGGAAAUACCACAGAAUCCAAAAUUGAUCAUGAACCUGCAACAUUCCAGAAAUACCACCAAGUGAGUCUGCUUGCAAGGUUUAGUCGAGACCUGGAUAAAGUGGCAGCCAUUUCCCUCGUGUUCUCUACAGGAUCUGUAGUAGGCCCGAGGUACAAGCUCAGGAUUCUCCGAAUGAAGUUAAGGUCACUUGUCCAUCCAGAGAGGCCCCAGUUGUGUCGGUAUGACCUUGUUCUGAUGGAAAACAUUGAAACCGUCUUCCAACCUAUUCUUUGCCCAAAGUUGCAAUUGUAACUGUUGUCAGGACACAUGAGCACCAAGGAACAUCAAGAAAGCUCUGGCAGGCUUUCUGAGAGCUUCGCCUUCCUUACCGUCUCCUCCAGGCACAAAAAGUACGGAAUAACCAGGGUUUUUCCAGUCGUGUCCCAUGGAUGUCACAUUGCAAAAUGUCAGACGACUUUGGAUUAUAGAACAGUCCUGAGAAGGCAGGCCUUAAGUAGGGCAAGUCUGAAAUAGCCAGGCCCCAGGCAGCCAGCGCCUUCUGUGGCUGCGUCCUGGGGCCUCCUUUGUUCUGUCCUGUGAUUCUGCUGCCUGUCACUCAGGCGGUUCAGCGGGACAAGCACCUUAAAGGGAAGGACUGGCUGGAGACCUCACUUUGGACUCGACUCCACAUUCCCUGUGCCAAUUCCUCCAGGUCCCUGCAUAUAGAAGGGAACCAGACGGACCUACCUCACAGGGCUGUCGAGUGGGUCUUGGAGGCAAGUCUGUGAAGGGUUCUUCGAAAUCCCAUGGGUGCCACAUCUGUGAGUGGUAUGAUAAAUGUGAAUUGCUUUUAUUUAAUUUUAUAAGGCUUAUCUUACAUGCAAUAAGAGAGCUAUUCCUUAUCAACACCAGCUUCUCUCUUGGGCUGCUCUGGGAAGGUAAGAAAGCCAUACCCUGGCUUCCCACCUCCUCUACAUUGGGGAAAAUGUUUAUUUUUCCUUAUUACUACUGUAAUCCAUGAUUAUUGAAGGAAAUUUAGACAAUGCAUAGAUGCAAAAUGAGCAUAUGCUAUACACAGUUCCACCUGUUAGAGGGAAUUACUGUUAACCUUUUGGAAUAAUGCUAAGUAACUUGUGUGCUAACAUAGGGGUUCCAAGCAUAAACCGGUCUGCUCCUGGAGCACGGGCAGCCUCCAGCUUGAGGGAUUCUUAGGCUUCCCCAGGGCUAUGUGUGACCCAGGAAUCUGGAAUGACUGCAGCAGCCAAGCCAAGGCCAAGAGGGCCAAGGCCAGAACCAAGGGAGGACCAUUGGUGGGGCCAGAUGCCCAGUGUGUGGACAGCCAAAGGGGUGAGCACCACGCUUCCCACAGCUGUGGCCACUGUGGGAAAUUCUGUGAUUCCUGAGUGUCACAGGCCCGGUGACUUCCUCACCCAAGUGAUUCUCCUACUGCUUUCUGUGAGAACAGCCCUUAUUUGAAAGAAAUGGACUCUCUAUUUCAUGAAUUAGAGGGUUCUGUAA